AUGAAGGUCUCACUCAACGCCGUGGCCUUGGGCUUCGUGUCUUUACCUAGGGUCAUCGCCUGGGGCAGUCUGGGCCACAUCACGACAGCUUACCUCGCGGGCCACUUCGUAUCUAACUCAACCGAGGCAUACUUCAAAGAGCUCCUAAGCAACAACGACGACGACUACCUUGCCAAAGUCGCUCUAUGGGCCGAUUCCAUCAAGCACACCAAAUGGGGGCACUUCACAGAGACGUUCCAUUUCAUCGAUGCCCACGAUAAUCCGCCCCUAUCAUGCAACGUCGAUUUUGCUCGCGACUGCAAGAAAACGGGCUGCGUUAUUAACGCCUUGGCCAACUAUACGGAGCAGUUCCUCGACCACUUACUGCCGGUAUGGCGCCGUGUGGAGGCCGCAAAGUUCAUCGUCCACUUCGUCGGCGACCUACACCAGCCGCUGCACAACGAGGACGUGGCCAGGGGCGGCAAUGAUAUCUUUGUGAAGUGGGAUACCAGGGAGUUCAACUUGCACCAUAUAUGGGAUAGUUCUAUUGCUGAGAAGUGGAUUGGGGGCUUGCGCGGGAAGCCGGAUCAUCUAGCCCAGAAGUGGGCGAACCAACUAGCUAUUGAAAUUACUGAUGGCAAGUUUACGGCCGAUAAGGAGACAUGGCUAAAGGACUUUGAUUUAAACAAGCCCAACGGGACUGCCAUGGCCUGGUCAAGAGAAGCCAACGCACUCGUGUGCACUCAUGUCUUACCCCAGGGCCCUCAGGUAAUUGUCGGCAAGGAACUUAGCGGCGACUACUUCAGCAAGGCCGGUCCGAUCGUCGAGAAGCAAGUCGCCCGUGCCGGAUUCCGGAUGGCAGCGUGGCUAGAUAGCAUCGCCAACGAGUUUCAGAUGAGGAAGGAUAGCGACCAGAUGGCCGAAGAACUGUAG
Messenger RNA from Ilyonectria robusta, 912 nucleotides. RefSeq names its product putative nuclease S1 precursor. Gene Ontology annotation, biological process: DNA catabolic process. Gene Ontology annotation, molecular function: nucleic acid binding; endonuclease activity. The coding region runs from base 1 to 912 and encodes 303 amino acids. Lineage: Eukaryota; Fungi; Ascomycota; Sordariomycetes; Hypocreales; Nectriaceae. The record is from RefSeq and is a predicted model, not a curated record. The transcript is spliced from 3 exons.